GCCACGUCUCCGUCGCGUGUCGCCUGCCUCCCCCUCGAAGAAGUUUCAAGACUGAAACUUGAUCGGAGCAACCCUCCCGGACCAAGCCUUUGUUGGUCCGACUCGCAAGUCAAAGCAGCGACGGUUCCAACCAUCGAGCGUUUCGACGCAGCACGGUGAACCCGUCAGGUUGUGAUCCAGAGAUGACGAUGAAGCACCGGAUUAGCGGAUUUGGGAAGGCGUAGCUCCUCCAUGCGCGCGGAAUGUUGUCGUGUCUCGCUGUCAAACCCUCUCCAUCUGCACGACCCAAUUCGCAUCCGGAGCAGGUCCUCGAUACCCAUCCACCGCCUUCGCUGGGGACUUCGCCAGGCGGGACGUCAAGAUCGAGCCAGGCGGUCUCGCCCACUUUCGAUCUCAGCCGGGAGUACACCCUCGCUCUUCAGACCAGUUCCUAUGGCGAGAUUCGCUCCACGAUUUGCGUUCUUGAAUGCAGCCAGGGCGAGCGGGAACCGCAUUUUCAAGAGCAAGAUUGUGGCGAGUCGACCCAGGAGCAGGUGCUGCAUCGCGUUCUGCAACCGAAUAGGGAAUGCGUGGGGGAGGCACUCAGGCACGCCAAGCACAACGCGCUUACCCGAUUAGUCUCUUCAUACUUCGACCACAGCGAGAACACGUCCAACCUCUGCCUUUUGCUUUACCAAAGCGUGCACCGCGCCCGCGACAUGUACUCUCCUCUUGUCGAGCUCCUCGCAGUGAUUCCUCUAGAUGCGGAUUCAUUUACUCAAUCACAGUGCAACAGGGUUUAUGAACUCUUUGUCCAAUUCGACUGCUAUGACAACCCCUUCCCUUCCCCUGACUCCGAUAACUUCAGCACAAUGCGUAGCUGCUUUUCAGAGCUAUGUCAACAGCUGGACCAUAGACUACAGAAGUCCAAAUCAAGAGUUAAAUUUGUUCGCCAUGCCAUUACAGGGUCUGCGCUUUGUCUCUUGGGCACCGUAGUUGCUGCUGUUGCGUGCGCCAUUGGUGUCACGGCCCAUGCACUCAUUGCAUUUGUUAGUGCUCCAUGCUUGACGGUGUAUUUUCCACACGACAAGUUCUCAAAGAAAGAGCUUGCCCAUUCUGCUCAACUUGAUGCUGCUGCCAAAGGUACUUAUGUUCUCAACAAUGACUUGGACACUAUUGAUGGUCUUGUCAAACGUUUGUAUGCUGCUGUAGAGGAUGACAAACUAUUGAUCCGGAUUGGAUUGGAGAGUGGCACGGAUAAAAAUUCCAUACUAGAGGUGGUGAAAGAGCUUCGCAAGAACCACGCUAAGUUCCUUGAUGGACUAAAGGAUCUCGAUGAUCAUAUAUGCCUAUGCUUCAACAUGGUCAACAAGGCCAGAAAACUUCUCCUCGAAGAGAUUUCCUUCCAUAGUUCUAUUGCUUCCUGACCAUUUACUUACAUGAUAUGAGCAAUUACUAAUUGGAUUGUUCCCUCUGGUUUGAUUGGGAAAAGUAGUCUGCCUGCUGACAGCUGAUAGUUGCUAACAUACAGAAGUAAUAGCGGGAUGUCACAGUAUUGUUAGUGUAUUUGCACCUCUAUAUGUGCCAAAUUUUUGUUACUUGGUGAUUGGAGGCGUUUCUUAGUCAUUGCUGGAGCGAGGGAUUCUCAGAUUUAUCUUGAGUUGUAUAUAGUGCUGAUAAUUUAGAUGUUGAUUACAGCUUUGCAAGACUGCUAUUGGCUAUUGUAGUUGUAUUAGAAUCAUGUUUUAGAAGCAAUGCAUUAGAAUCUUAUCUGUUCUUAUGAAUCAAUUAAUGCACGAUUCUUAUAUUUUUUACCA
Syzygium oleosum is the source of this 1796-nucleotide messenger RNA. Its product is annotated as UPF0496 protein At3g19330-like. The record is from RefSeq and is a predicted model, not a curated record. Lineage: Eukaryota; Viridiplantae; Streptophyta; Magnoliopsida; Myrtales; Myrtaceae. The transcript is spliced from 2 exons. The coding region runs from base 243 to 1406 and encodes 387 amino acids.